Molecule: messenger RNA, 1071 nt
Organism: Diatraea saccharalis (sugarcane borer)
Lineage: Eukaryota; Metazoa; Arthropoda; Insecta; Lepidoptera; Crambidae
Source: the annotation of a GenBank genome assembly
AUGUUGAUGAAGAGGCACUUAUCUUUAAUCAACCAGGAUUUACAUUACCAACCUAGACCACCUGCUCCAGAAGAAGCCUGUGAAAAGACAUUUUGCCGGUGGGGUGCAGAAUGUGUAUCCCUUGGGGACGGUCGUGCUCACUGCGCUUGUCCAACUAGCUGUCCUAACACGCCUGCUCCGGUUUGCUCAACUGCAGGCCGGACAUACCGUAACCACUGUUAUCUGAGGAAAGAAGCAUGUGAAAGAAGACUCAAUCUGAGGGUCAGGAACGAAGGAGAAUGUGAAGCCGGGGAUCCAUGCACUGGAGUGGGCUGCCCACCCGGCUCGAGAUGUGUUGUGACAGCUGGCCAACCCGAAUGCCGCUGCCCGAGGAGCUGUCAAAGGCGUAAGCCGGUCUGCGGCACAGACGGCAGAGAGUACCCAUCUAAUUGCCAUCUUGACAAGUACGCUUGCGAGAACCAGCUCAACAUCACUGUCAAGUAUCACGGGAAAUGCGAUCCGUGUUCAGAACACGAAUGUGCUGAUGGUGGAAUAUGUCAGCUGAACGAAGUAAGGGCGCCUGUUUGUCGAUGCGGCCCACCGUGCGAUUUAAUCGCUCGUCCUGGCUCAGCUCUAUGCGGGUCUGACUACAAAGACUACCCUAGCGAAUGCGCUUUGAGACGAGAAGCAUGCCGUACUAAACAACAACUGACUAUUGUAUACAGAGGAGAGUGUGCGUCGGCUCAGCAUCCAUGUGAUUCAGUGAAGUGUGGCGUCAGAGAGCAUUGUUCCGUGGACCCGCGGGGUGUAGCUAUCUGUGGAUGCGGUCCCGAAUGCGAAUCUGUAGUGAGGCCCGUGUGUGGUACAGAUGGAAGGACAUAUGACAGCGCAUGCUUUCUCGACAAAGCUGCAUGCUUGGACAACAAGGAUAUACGUGUGGCUUACAUUGGACCUUGCGGUAAGAAACAGGAAUAGGAAUCCUAUUUAUUAAGGGUUGGAGCCAUGUAUUCUUUCCUUCCAUUCUUUUCUGUCAGACGUAUGAAACGGAAAGAAAAGGAAAGAACCUUCCAUUCUUUUCUGUCAGACGUAUGA